Syngnathus typhle (broad-nosed pipefish) is the source of this 2173-nucleotide messenger RNA. It is a transcript of the gene ddx41, whose product is annotated as probable ATP-dependent RNA helicase DDX41. NCBI's taxonomy places the organism in Eukaryota, Metazoa, Chordata, Actinopteri, Syngnathiformes, Syngnathidae. Bases 147 to 1991 code for a protein of 614 amino acids. Gene Ontology annotation, molecular function: RNA binding; RNA helicase activity; zinc ion binding. Gene Ontology annotation, cellular component: spliceosomal complex. Gene Ontology annotation, biological process: mRNA splicing, via spliceosome. The record is from RefSeq and is a predicted model, not a curated record. The transcript is spliced from 17 exons.
ACGAAACAGGUUUUGAGCCUUUUGGCUUUCCGUACUGCGAUUUGGCUGAAAGCAAUUGUUUGAUUCAUACAAAUUUAUUCUCAUUAUCUGAACAAAGUGUGCUGUCAUAGUCACAUCUGCCGACGCAGCGCACCGUUUUGAACAAGAUGGAGGACGAUAAUCGACUUAAAAAGAGGUCUCAUGGAGAAGAUCAAGGCUCUGGGGCUGAGGAGUCAGAGGAUGAAGAUUAUGUUCCUUACGUUCCUGUCAAAAUCCGAAAGCAACAGAUGGUUCAGAAGAUGCUGCGAUUGCGUGGUAAAGCAGUGGAUGAAGAGCAUCGAGACAGUGGGGAGGAACAGAGGGAUGAAGACGAAGGGCUCGGCCCACGUUCCAACGUCAGUCUCCUUGACCAGCACCAACAUCUCAAGGAAAAAGCAGAAGCACGCAAAGAGUCAGCCAAGGAGAAGCAACUGAAAGAGGAAGAGAAGAUUUUAGAAAGUGUUGCAGAAGGCAGAGCACUGAUGUCCGUGAAGGAAAUGGCCAAGGGUAUCAUUUAUGAUGAUCCAAUCAAAACAAGCUGGAAGGCUCCACGGUAUGUCCUCCAUAUGCCGGAGACCAGAAAUGAACGUGUGAGGAAGAAGUUUCACAUCCUGGUUGAUGGAGACGGCAUCCCUCCCCCAAUCAAAAGCUUCAGGGAGAUGAAGCUUCCGUCAGCAAUUCUAAAAGGUUUGAAGAAGAAAGGAAUUGUACAUCCAACGCCAAUUCAAAUUCAAGGAAUCCCAACAGUUCUAUCAGGUCGCGAUAUGAUCGGCAUCGCCUUUACUGGAUCGGGAAAAACCUUGGUCUUCACUUUGCCCAUCAUCAUGUUCGCCCUGGAGCAGGAGAAGCGUCUGCCCUUUUUUAAAAGAGAGGGACCAUAUGGACUCAUUAUCUGUCCUUCAAGAGAGCUGGCCCGACAGACACACGGCAUCAUUGAAUAUUACAGCAAAUUGCUGGAGGAGGAGGGAGCCCCUCAGAUGCGGACAGCCCUCUGCAUUGGAGGGAUGUCCGUCAAGGAGCAAAUGGAAGUUGUGAAACAUGGUGUGCACAUGAUGGUCGCCACUCCCGGGCGUCUCAUGGACUUGUUACAGAAGAAGAUGGUGAGUCUGGACAUAUGUCGCUACCUGGCCUUGGAUGAGGCAGAUAGGAUGAUUGACAUGGGCUUUGAGGAGGACAUCAGGACUAUUUUUUCUUAUUUUAAGGGACAAAGGCAAACCCUGCUUUUCAGCGCCACCAUGCCCAAGAAAAUCCAGAAUUUUGCCAAAAGCGCCUUGGUCAAACCCAUCACAAUUAACGUAGGCAGAGCGGGUGCUGCCAGCUUGGAUGUCAUCCAGGAAGUGGAAUACGUAAAAGAGGAGGCUAAGACGGUGUAUCUGCUCGAGUGUCUCCAGAAAACAACACCUCCCGUGUUGAUAUUUGCUGAGAAAAAGGCUGACGUUGAUGCCAUCCAUGAGUAUUUGCUGCUGAAAGGUGUGGAAGCUGUGGCCAUUCAUGGAGGAAAAGAUCAGGAGGAAAGAACAAAAGCCAUAGAAGCAUUUAAGGAAGGAAAGAAGGAUGUCCUCGUCGCCACAGAUGUGGCCUCCAAGGGUCUCGAUUUCCCGGCGAUCCAGCACGUUGUCAACUACGACAUGCCCGAGGAGAUUGAAAACUAUGUCCAUAGAAUUGGAAGAACAGGGCGAUCUGGUCAGACUGGUAUUGCCACAACAUUCAUCAAUAAAGGCUGUGAUGAGUCUGUGUUGAUGGAUCUGAAGGCCCUGCUCAUUGAAGCCAAGCAAAAAGUUCCACCGGUUCUCCAGGUGCUCCAGUCAGGAGACGAAACCAUGCUCGAUAUCGGAGGGGAGAGGGGCUGUACAUUUUGUGGUGGUCUUGGUCAUCGUAUUACAGACUGUCCCAAGUUGGAGGCAAUGCAGACCAAGCAGGUUACCAACAUCGGGAGGAAGGACUAUCUGGCGCACAGCUCAAUGGACUUCUAAGUGUCUUUGGAAAUCGGAACAUGCUCCGUUGCUUGCUGAGGAACGAUUACCCCUUCACUCAUUCAAACCAGGAGGUUGAGCUGUGUAGACCAAUUAUGAACCUCACCAGAACACUGAUGAGGUUUGUAUUGUAAUAUCUUGAUACAAAUUGUAAAUAAAUGUCACUGUUUUUGAGAAAAGAA